AUGGCACUGCGAACUAGCACGAUCGAGCUCCCUAUCGAGCUGGUGAUUCUCAUCAUCGAUAACAUCGACGACAAGCCCACUCUCCUCAACUGCCUCGUCCUCUCCCACUCCCUCUCGCACUACGCCGAACGGGCGCUCUACACUUCCGUCUCGUUCAUCGUGCGAAGCCCCUUGCAUGGAAGUCGCGGCGCGCUCCCCGGCUUCCGCAUCGCGAUCAAAUCAAAGCCCCACCUCCAGAAAAUAACCACACAUUUCACCGUCAGCAUACAGACCAGCUUCGGAAGAUACACGCCCUUCUACCUCGAUCUAAACGAGAUCCUUCCCAAGCUCACGAAUCUCACGUACCUCAAUAUACAGGCGUCUUCACUUUCACAGAACCGCGGCGUAGAUUUCGCUGCGAUCCACAGGGCUUCGACUGCCUCGAUCUCGUUAAAGACGUUGGUUUGUGAUGAUGUGUCGGUGCCAUGGGAGUUCGUUAUGCGACAAGCGUCGUUGAGGCAUCUGGAGCUUCGUGGGUCGAUGCUUGGCGGAUUCAAGUUCCCUAGCCCAUCGCACCCUAGCCUACAUACCCUACGCUUGCCGUACGAGCACUCAGCGUCGCAGCCCAUGUCAACAACUCGAGACGAUGAUGGAUUCUGUACGCCUACUCAACUUGGAUUAGAGGAGGGAGAGUGGGAGGCAGUACGCGAGACGAUAUCUGAUCGAGGAGCGCCGAAGUUGGGCUCUUGCAUGAUGACACCCAGUAGCAACCCAGUAGCACCCAUGGUCACAGAGCCAACGAUUCUGACCAGCGAGCCAAAAUGCCACGAGCAUGGAUGA
Pleurotus ostreatus (oyster mushroom) is the source of this 819-nucleotide messenger RNA. RefSeq lists its product as uncharacterized. The coding region runs from base 1 to 819 and encodes 272 amino acids. The transcript is spliced from 2 exons. The record is from RefSeq and is a predicted model, not a curated record. Lineage: Eukaryota; Fungi; Basidiomycota; Agaricomycetes; Agaricales; Pleurotaceae.